Molecule: messenger RNA, 2891 nt
Organism: Neofelis nebulosa (Clouded leopard)
Lineage: Eukaryota; Metazoa; Chordata; Mammalia; Carnivora; Felidae
Gene: CNOT2
Product: CCR4-NOT transcription complex subunit 2
Exons: 16
Coding region: 211-1833 (540 amino acids)
Biological process (GO): nuclear-transcribed mRNA poly(A) tail shortening; regulation of DNA-templated transcription; regulation of stem cell population maintenance
Cellular component (GO): P-body; CCR4-NOT core complex
Source: RefSeq, a predicted model, not a curated record
GAAGCCGGAACGACGGGGGUCACGGCGGGGGUCAGAGGGUAAAGGUCUUGCUCCCAGCAGCCUCCGCGGUGGAUACGUCGCCAUCUUGGAUCCGCGGGACAAGAAAAUUCAUGCGAGGGAGAACUGGUGGGCGGUCCUUCCUGUGACACGACCCUUGAGUGACAGUUCUAUUUGAUUGCCUCCAGUACUGUGAGGAAAGGACACGACUCUAUGGUGAGGACUGAUGGACAUACAUUAUCUGAGAAAAGAAACUACCAGGUGACAAACAGCAUGUUUGGUGCUUCAAGAAAGAAGUUUGUAGAGGGGGUCGACAGUGACUACCAUGAUGAAAACAUGUACUACAGCCAGUCUUCUAUGUUUCCACAUCGGUCAGAAAAAGAUAUGCUGGCAUCACCAUCUACGUCAGGUCAGCUGUCUCAGUUUGGGGCAAGUUUAUACGGGCAACAAAGUGCACUAGGCCUUCCAAUGAGGGGGAUGAGCAACAAUACCCCUCAGUUAAAUCGCAGCUUAUCACAAGGCACUCAGUUACCGAGCCACGUCACGCCAACAACAGGGGUACCAACAAUGUCACUUCACACGCCUCCAUCUCCAAGCAGGGGUAUUUUGCCUAUGAAUCCUAGGAAUAUGAUGAACCACUCCCAGGUUGGUCAGGGCAUUGGAAUUCCUAGCAGGACAAAUAGCAUGAGCAGUUCAGGGUUAGGUAGCCCCAACAGAAGCUCGCCAAGCAUAAUAUGUAUGCCAAAGCAGCAGCCUUCUCGACAGCCUUUUACUGUGAACAGUAUGUCUGGAUUUGGAAUGAACAGGAAUCAGGCAUUUGGAAUGAAUAACUCCUUAUCAAGUAACAUUUUUAAUGGAACAGAUGGAAGCGAAAAUGUGACAGGAUUGGACCUUUCAGAUUUUCCAGCGUUAGCAGACCGAAACAGAAGAGAAGGAAGUGGUAACCCAACUCCAUUAAUAAACCCCUUGGCUGGAAGAGCUCCUUAUGUGGGAAUGGUAACAAAACCAGCAAAUGAGCAAUCCCAGGACUUCUCAAUACACAAUGAAGAUUUUCCAGCAUUACCUGGUUCCAGCUAUAAAGAUCCAACGUCAAGUAAUGAUGACAGUAAAUCUAAUUUGAAUACAUCUGGCAAGACAACUUCAAGUACAGAUGGACCCAAAUUCCCUGGAGAUAAAAGUUCAACAACGCAAAAUAAUAACCAGCAGAAAAAAGGGAUCCAGGUGUUACCUGAUGGUCGGGUUACUAACAUUCCUCAAGGGAUGGUGACGGACCAAUUUGGAAUGAUUGGCCUGUUAACAUUUAUCAGGGCAGCAGAGACAGACCCAGGAAUGGUACAUCUUGCAUUAGGAAGUGACUUAACAACAUUAGGCCUCAAUCUGAACUCUCCUGAAAAUCUUUACCCCAAAUUUGCAUCACCCUGGGCAUCUUCACCUUGUCGACCUCAAGACAUAGACUUCCAUGUUCCAUCUGAGUACUUAACGAACAUUCACAUUAGGGAUAAGCUGGCUGCAAUAAAACUUGGCCGAUACGGAGAAGACCUUCUCUUCUAUCUCUAUUACAUGAAUGGAGGAGACGUAUUACAACUUUUAGCUGCAGUAGAGCUUUUUAACCGUGAUUGGAGAUACCACAAAGAAGAACGAGUAUGGAUUACCAGGGCACCAGGCAUGGAGCCAACAAUGAAAACCAAUACAUAUGAGAGGGGAACAUAUUACUUCUUUGACUGUCUUAACUGGAGGAAAGUAGCUAAGGAGUUUCAUCUGGAAUACGACAAAUUAGAAGAGCGGCCUCACCUGCCAUCCACCUUCAACUACAACCCUGCUCAGCAAGCCUUCUAAACAAAGACUUCCCUUUUCUUGGGGUAUGGCUGUCUCAGCACAAUACUCGACAUAACUGCAGAACUGAUGUGGCUCAGGCACCCUGGUUUUAAUUCCUUGAGGAUCUGGCAAUUGGCUUAUGCAAAGGGUCACCAUUUGAGGUCCUGCCUUACUAAUUAUGUGCUGCCCAACAACUAAAUUUAUACUUUGUUUUUCUCUAGUUCGAGCAGGGUCUGAAUUUUUUUCAUUUAUUUUCUUUUUUGCCAGCAGACAGACUUGGGUCUGUAAAGACAAGCAAGUACACUGACAGAAGUUUACCAUUUAGUUUCUAAAAUGUAAAAAAAAAAACCCACAAAAGACUCCACAAAAUUAGACCACAAAAUUUGCAUUGUUCAUUGUAGCACUAUCGGUAAUAAAAUAACAAAUGUUUGUGCAUUUUUAUGUGAAGAUCCUUCUCGUAUUUCAUUUGGAAAGAUGAGCAAGGUCUGCUUCCUUCAUUUUACUUCCCCUUCUGUUUUUGAAAGGCAGUUUCGCCAAGCUUAACGCAAGAAUAUCUGACUGUUUAGAAGAAAGAUAUUGCCACAAUCUCUGGAUGGUUUCCAGGGUUGUGUUAUUACUGAGCUUCAUCUUUCCAGAAUGAGCAAAACACUGUCCAGUCUUUGUUACGAUUUUGUAAUAAAUGUGUACAUUUUUUUUAAAUUUUUGGACAUCACAUGAAUAAAGGUAUGUAUGUACGAAUGUGUAUAUAUUAUAUAUAUGACAUCUAUUUUGGAAAAUGUUUGCCCUGCUGUACCUCAUUUUUAGGAGGUGUGCAUGGAUGCAAUAUAUGAAAAUGGGACAUUCUGGAACUGCUGGUCAGGGGACUUUGUCGCCCUGUGCACUAAAGGGCCAGAUUUUCAGCAGCCAAGGACAUCCAUACCCAAGUGAAUGUGAUGGGACUUAACGAAGUGAACUGAGACAAUUCACUCUGGCUGUUUGAACAGCAGCGUUUCAUAGGAAGAGAAAAAAAGAUCAAUCUUGUAUUUUCUGACCACAUAAAGGCUUCUUCUCUUUGUAAUAAAGUAGAAAAGCUCUCCUCA